AUGAAAGGAUUGACGCUAUUUGGAUCAAGACUGCCCUACCUCAAAUACGUUGCUGUAGUAUUGACGGUGUUGGUGAUAUACACACUCACCCAUCAUGGUGCCACGCUGUAUAUGGAUAUCAACAAAGAAUUGCAACAACAAGUGAAGCAGCCGCAGCAAUCAGAUCCAGCGAGCGGAAAAGUUCAAGUUCCAGAACAACUAAAGCACAAACCAAAAGCCUCUGUUGAAGAUAUCGAAAAGUUCCAAGAGCAGCUCUUGCUGGGUGAUAAAACUGGAUGGGAGGCUACAGAGUUACUCAGUGAAGAGGAAAGACUUGCCGCGGUUGCUCAAGUGAAAGAAUGGGCCCAGCUUAAUAAAGAAAAGCAGAAUGGGAAGGAUAAUGGUGCAGGUGCAGGUGCAGGAGAAUCGGCACAAGGACAAUCUCCACAACAAGCUGAACUGGCACCUGCUGUUGCUGAUGCUGGAUCUGCUUCCGGAUCCGCCUCAACGGUCGCUUCCAAUGAGAAAGUCAAAGCAACCUUUGUCACCCUUGCCAGAAAUCAAGAACUUUACGACCUCAUCAAAUCGAUCCGAGUAGUUGAAGACCGCUUCAACCACAAAUACAACUACGACUGGGUUUUCCUCAACGAUGUUGAAUUCACUCAAGAAUUCAAAGAUCUAACCUCUGCGAUAUGUUCAGGUAAAACCAAAUACGGCCUCAUCCCCAAAGAGCACUGGUCGUACCCAGAUUGGAUAGAUUUGAACAAGGCGGCUGAAUCGCGGAAAAAAAUGAAGGAGGAUAAAAUCAUUUAUGGAGAUUCGGAAUCUUAUAGACACAUGUGUCGAUUUGAGUCGGGGUUUUUUUGGAGGAACCCGUUGUUGGAUGAAUAUGAAUGGUAUUGGCGUGUUGAACCUGGUAUUGAAAUCCAUUGUGACUUGAAUUAUGAUUUGUUCAAGUAUAUGCAAGAUAAUGAUAAGGUUUAUGGGUUUACCAUAUCGAUCCAUGAAUUCGAAAAGACAAUCCCCACAUUGUGGCAACAUACAAAAGAUUUCAUUGAAAAGAACCCGCAAUAUGUGGACAAGGACAAUUUCCUUGACUUUAUCAGUGAUGAUGGUGGUAAGACUUACAACUUGUGUCAUUUCUGGUCCAAUUUCGAAAUUGCAAAUUUGAAGUUUUGGAGAGGAGAAGCGUACAAGGCAUAUUUCGAGUAUUUGGAUGCUACCGGUGGGUUCUUUUACGAGCGUUGGGGAGAUGCUCCCGUACACUCUAUUGCUGCUGCGUUGUUCUUGCCUAAAUCCAAAAUCCAUUAUUUUGAGGAUGUGGGAUACAGACAUCAUGUGUAUGGACAGUGUCCUUUGAACCCGCAGUAUAGGUAUGAGCACAAGUGUUCGUGUAACCCUAAGGAUGAUUUCACAUUUAGGGGUUAUUCGUGUGGUAAAAAGUAUUAUGAAAAGAUGGGGUUGACUAAGCCUGCUGAGUGGGUGAAUUAUCAAUAG
Molecule: messenger RNA, 1476 nt
Organism: Lodderomyces theae
Lineage: Eukaryota; Fungi; Ascomycota; Pichiomycetes; Serinales; Debaryomycetaceae
Gene: MNT2
Product: alpha-1,2-mannosyltransferase KRE2
Exons: 1
Coding region: 1-1476 (491 amino acids)
Biological process (GO): cell wall mannoprotein biosynthetic process; protein O-linked glycosylation; protein N-linked glycosylation
Cellular component (GO): Golgi apparatus; membrane
Molecular function (GO): alpha-1,2-mannosyltransferase activity
Source: RefSeq, a predicted model, not a curated record